Messenger RNA from Pelagomonas calceolata, 913 nucleotides. Lineage: Eukaryota; Pelagophyceae; Pelagomonadales; Pelagomonadaceae. The record is from the annotation of a GenBank genome assembly.
AUGCUCGCAGCCGACAAGCUCCUGCUCCAGUCCUCAAUACGACAAAACUCCAUCGCCCUCAAGGAGAAGGAGUUCAACCUGCACCAUGGGAAUUUCAACGCCGUCGGCACGCAAGCCGCGGUGCUGGCGGGCUUCACCGUGACGGCGUUCAUCGAGUUCGACUGCCCGCCGGACACGAACCGCGCGACGAAGUUCGCGUACUACGUGUCGUCGAUCGUGUCGCUCGCGGCGAACAUCCUGUGCGUCGCGAACACGACGUUCCUGUCCGUCUGGGGCACGGGCCUCGCGAUGCGCGGGCCCGACGGCUCGAUGGCGCGCGCGGUCGACGGCAUGUACCAGCUGCGGCGGAACGUGUUCGCGCUCUUCGGGCUCGGCAUGAUGGCGCUCCUCGUCACGGCCAUCUUCGGCUCGUGGAUCCUCAUGAACGUCGAGGCGGCGGCCGCGUCGACCUGUGUGGAAAUCAAAAUUUUACGGCGCGUUCGUGCUGAAUCGCCGCGUCGUCCUCCACGCCAUCGACGCGACGCCUGCUCGAUGGCGUGGCGAUGCCGGUUCCUCGCCGCUCGACCGAGCCAGGACAGCCGCGCCAUCGCCGCGAGGUGACUUAGUGAAGAAUUGUCCGGUGCACCGAACACACUGGUUGAUUUCCACACAGGCGUCGACGGCCGUCCUCGCGUACUCGAUCUACAUGACGUGGAAGUCCUACCGGUCCAUCACGAACAUGUUCCACUUCAACGAGGACGACGCCGUUUCCUUCGACGACCUCCUCGACGCCACGCAGACGCUCAUCCCCAAGGGCGGCGCGGCGGCGCGCGAGUCCGUCGUCGAGAGGCGAGGCUUCGCGGCGAGCGGCGACGGCAUGGGGUCGCCGCACCCGUCGGCCACGCGCCUCAACGCCGGCGCCGAAGUCGUCUGA